Molecule: messenger RNA, 6219 nt
Organism: Cephus cinctus (wheat stem sawfly)
Lineage: Eukaryota; Metazoa; Arthropoda; Insecta; Hymenoptera; Cephidae
Gene: Sur
Product: ATP-binding cassette sub-family C member Sur
Exons: 31
Coding region: 566-5836 (1756 amino acids)
Biological process (GO): transmembrane transport
Cellular component (GO): membrane
Molecular function (GO): ATP hydrolysis activity; ABC-type transporter activity; ATP binding
Source: RefSeq, a predicted model, not a curated record
GCCAGUCAGUACUGCGCGCGCCGUCAACAAGAACGGAGCUCUGUUCUUCGUUUCCACGAGGAUCAAGACACGUGGUUAAUACAUCAAGUAAAAACACCUGUGAAACGUAUCACAGUUAAAAAAUGUAUAAACAACUAGUAACGAAUGAUUGAACUAUCAACAAUCAUUGCGAUUCGUCAAUCAUCAAAAAGCGCCAGUUUAAAAGUAGAUCAAAGCUUCUGCAGCAUCCAUUCGAUUUAUACCGAUCAUAUAUCAACAGGCCAUUCGAUUUCUUGGAACAAGUUGAGGAAAACUGUUAGUGUCGGAAUCAGUGCCAGUAUACGUGCAAGCUCAUCCGUACGAGAUUUAAAAUUGCUCAAUCGACUUCAACUGGAAAAUGUAACGCGUGGCUUGGACGCAGGACAUGUAAGAAAGAGAUUGAGAAGAGACCUUAAUUAGCAGUGGCCGUAAGGAAAUGAGAAUUAAUGGACCAAGUGACUAAGGGAUCAAGUGUUCUAAGGGAUGAGAAAUCGUCGUCAUUUAACCUACGUAUGAUUAACAGCAGUGAUUAUCGAUAACGAGCACCAUGGGAAUCUGCGAGGAGGUGAGCUCGUUAUCCCGUCUUCUGGUGCCGCCCGGAAGACACCUUGUGUGGUCCUGGAAAAGCGAAAAUGGUACCACUGUGCGCGUAAGUGGGACGACCAAUUCAGAUGGGGACUGUAUUGUAGAGCUGGUGAACGUCUUUGUUGCCGUUUUGACAUUCUUCGUCGCCUGUGUUCUGUCAGUCAAGUAUAGAUGCACGAAAACACACAAACUAACAGCUGUUUUACUUCCGCUGCAUAAUACAAGAACAUUAUUAUGCAUCUCGUUACUAUUGAUACUCCUAUUCGAGCUCUUGGAAUCCUUACUAGUACCGGCAGCUAUACUUCCAUUUCUGAGUAUCCUGGCAACAAUCUCUUGCUGGGUGGUCCAUCGUCAAACGGAAGUAAGAGAUGGGCUCGGAGUGGCGAUUUCCGGCGGUGGAUUUACAAUAAUGGCCGUGGCGCGUGCAUGGAGAUUAAUUUAUUUACACAGAUUUGGCCUUACCAUCGUAUACGUUCGAAUGUUUUCUACUGCCGCCGCAUCCUGCUGUUGCGGUUUGCUCGCCAUGAUUGAUUCCUUUACGCUUUACAAAAUGAUGCGAAGGAGUAAACGGUACACGGUACGUCACAUCGAACAUACACACACUUCCUACCAGCAUGAUAGCUCUACAUUACUCAGCAGACUCACUUUUCACUGGGUUGUCAAACUUUUGGCACGAGGGUAUCAAGCGCCCUUGGAUUUACUCGACCUUGGUGAGUUACCGGAAGCGGAAACUACCAAGGUGCAGUUUGAGAAAUUUCGUAGCAUCUAUGAGGAUGAGAAAAAAAAAUGUAAAAAUGGCAAGUUGUCUUUAUGGAGAUGCUUCUGGAGGCGAGUUUGGUUUUCUUUUACUAUUGGCGGCAUUCUUAAGCUAUUAGGGGAUGCUACGACUCUUGUGGGACCAAUGGCCAUUUCGAGAAUUAUUGAUUAUAUUUCUGCUACUCAAAAUUCAACUGUGGGUCAUCGUAAUAUUAAUUAUGGGAAUUUUGUUACCAUUCAUCAACUAAUUCAAAAUGGAUACUUCUUGGGGGUUUUGAUAUUUCUUGCGGUCAUUUUACAAAGUACACUCAGCCAGGCGUCGACGCAUAUUCUAAAUAUCGAAGGUAUUCAUCUCAGAACAGCUCUUCAGGCAUUAGUGUAUGAUAAAGCUCUAAGACUUUGCUCGUGGAGUAUUAUCGAGGAAGAGAAACCACCUGAAAAGGAAAAAGAGAAGGACGUACAGCGUCAUCAAACGGCAGACAUUGGAACACUAACAAAUUUAAUGGCCGAAGAUGCGUACAACGUAAUGAGCUUCUUUUGGAUCGGCCAUUACACUUGGGCUGUACCACUGAAGAUCUUUGCUAUAAUUUUUCUUCUUUAUCUAAAAUUGGGAAUCAGUGCUAUUGUCGGUGCAGUCUGUUGCAUCUUAAUAGUCACUCCAAUGCAGCUAUAUCUGGGAAAGAAAAUGUCGAUCAACUCAAAAUCAAUUACAGAAAGGAGCGACGCACGACUUAGACUAGUCAAUGAAGUUCUUCAGGGGAUGCGUUUAGUGAAGCUUAGAGCAUGGGAGGAUCUCUUUGAAAAUAGAAUCCGACAAACUAGAAAUCAGGAACUGAAACUAUUAGACAAGGAUUCUUUCUACUGGGCGUUGAUUACUUUUCUUACGCACGCUUCCUCAGUUCUGAUGACUCUGUUCACAUUCGGCGUUUACUUUUGGGUGGAAGAACGACAUUUGGAUGCUGGAAAUGUCUUUGCCAGUCUGGCCUUAUUUUCACAACUGACUGUACCGCUGUUCAUAUUCCCCGUUAUAGUUCCCAUUAUUAUAAACGCAAUGAUCUCGACGACGAGACUUGAGGAAUUCUUGCUCCUACCGGAAGCUGUGAAUAUACUUCCUGAUGAGGAAGUAAAUGACACUGGAAGUAUUGAUAAUUCCAAAAACAAUUCUAUCGGCAGCGUCGCAGAGGCGAAUAACACUCAGGGUGUAUUAAUUUUUGGUUCUUUGGACAACAUCGAAGAAGGAGAGGAGGAUCAUCACUGUCAUUUAAAUAUAAACGAUGACUUAACUCAUGCAUCAUCUUCUGAUACGGUUUUUGAAAAAGAUUCCGAUUUCAAAGAUUUUGUAGUCAGGAUGGACGGGAUCUUCUCUUGGGGUUGCGAGGACAAUCAGCUAAUAGUUAAUGAUCUUUGUUUUCCACGAGGUAAACUGACCCUGGUCGUUGGUCGAAUUGGAAGUGGGAAAACGUCCUUACUCUCGGCGAUACUUGGAGAAAUAUCCAAAGUUAGUGGAAGAGUCGAAUGGGCCAAGGGUACGAAAGUAGCGUACGUAGCACAAAAGCCAUGGCUCCUUAACGCAACACUAAGGGAUAACAUCCUCUUUGGCUCUGAAUAUCGUCCUAGAAGAUAUCGUAGUGUUCUGAGAGCCUGUGCUCUGCAACCUGAUGUGGACAUCCUGCCAGGUCGAGACUUGACAAGGAUCGGAGAAAAGGGAAUAAAUCUAAGCGGUGGUCAGAAGCAGAGGAUCACAAUAGCCAGAGCCAUCUAUAGCGAUGCUGACACCAUAAUCUUGGACGAUCCAUUGUCGGCCUUGGACCAACAAGUAGGGCAACAAAUUUUUGACCAUGGUAUUCAAAGACUCUUACUCAGAAGAGGUCGUUCCGUGAUCAUGGUGACCCAUAGAUUAGAAUUGAUGUCUGCAGCCGAGCAGAUCGUAGCUAUGGAAGGAUGUAGACUUCGUGCAGUAGGAUCUAGAUCUUGGAUCGAAGAUCACGAUCCUGAAUUGGCAGCUGAAUGGAAGGAAGCUGCGCGUAGGCAGGACGAUCAACAUCGAGCACACAAAACUGCUAGAGAUCGGUGGUCCUUGGUGAGAUUGAUAUCAAGGAUUGGUAUCACCGUUAGACAUAGACAUACCAGCGAUGGCUCCUGGAGCACUGAUCAAGAUGCUCACGUGACACCGCCAACCUUCGUCCCACUCAGAAUGAGAAGGUCUACAUUGUUAGGUUCUAGAUACCUUGCGCAUGAUCUUACUGAUCUUCCAGUACCGACCGAAGAGUGGGGAAUUGUUAGAAGAAGAUCAAAAAAACAUCGAAAUGCUGUAAGAGCCACUAGUCUUCAGCCACCAAAACAUCCACCACCAGUCUUGCGACAGAGUAGUACUCCCACUAUAUUAGAAAGUCAUUAUAUAGUUCCUAGGAAGAGAUACAAUACCAUUGACAAUGGCCAGCAUAACAGUAUGCUCAAGCAGAUCUUCUCUGGGAGGAUAGUGAGCCUUAAUUCAGAAGAGGCUACACUUAGUAGGGAACGAAGUGUACUUCGUAAACUGAUGUCUACAAACACGAACAAAAGUACCCCAACGCAAGAGUGGGAUCAUCAUCCCGUGAAGAGGCUUCUGUCUACGGAGUCUGGAAUCGUCGAUGAUGUGGACGACGAGGAUGAUAAAAACUCGAGCUCUCAUCAUUUAAAUCCAGGAGAAGAUCUUCGCGAAGAUACUAGUGGUUUGGUCACUUCUGUGGUAUGGCUGGAUUAUUUAAAGGCUGGCGGUAUAGGACCUGGUCUCACUUACAUUGCUGCAGCUUUGGCUUGUCAGGCACUUCGGGUUUAUACUGAUUUAUGGUUGAGUAGAUGGACAGAUCAAGGAAGUAUGCCGAACUCAUUCAAACGUAGACACGAAGAUACGGUUUUUUACUUCAAAAUCUACAUAGCCCUAUCAGUAGGAUCUAUCCUUCUGUCGGCUCUUUAUAAUGGAGUUGGACAAUGGGCUGGUGCAAGAGCUCGUCGAUGUCUUCACCAGGAAGCCAUCGCAGGUCUUCUCAAGGCUCCAUUAUUUUUUUUCGAGCACACGCCGAUCGGAAGGAUACUAAAUAGAUUCAGUGCCGAUAUGGGUGUUAUUGAUAAGAAAUUGUCUACAUCGGUGCAGCGACUCACAGCUUUUAUGCUUCUUUGCGGCUCCGCCAUGCUGGUCAAUGCCAUAAUUUCACCUUGGUUUUUGAUUGCCGCACUUCCAACCUGUAUGGCUUAUUACUUCCUGCAACGUUUCUAUAGGCGAAGUGCACGGGAACUUCAAAGACUUGACGGAAGCACUCGUGGUCCAGCUUCGGCACAUUUUUCUGAGACACUUGCUGGUCUCACAACACUGAGGGCUUCUAAACAGCAAUCGCGAUUUAUGGAAGACAUGGUCGAGCAUUUAGAUUCAAAUUCUAAUGCAUUCCUUAUUCUGAACACGAGUAGCAGGUGGCUGGGAAUUGCUUUGGACUAUUUAGGUGCAGUUAUUGUGAUAGCUGCAAUUUUUACUGCAAUUAUAUCCGCUGAAUUGUAUCCCAGUCGUGUUACUCCAGCCCUUGUUGGCCUAGCUGUUAAUUACACCUUGUUAGUGCCAAUAUAUUUGAACUGGGUAGUCAAAUUCGUUUCCGAAAUCGAAAUGUACAUGGGCAGUGUAGCGCGUCUAUCUGCCUAUACAAAAACGCCACAAGAAAAUUAUCGAGAGAAUGGUUACAGUGUAUCAAAGGAAUGGCCCAGUAAGGGGGAAAUUAUUUUCGAAUCUGUCUCACUAAGAUAUGAUCCUCAGAGAGAGCCUGUGAUUGUGAAUCUUAACUUGCAUAUACCUCCUGGUCAAAAACUGGGUAUAUGCGGCCGAACCGGCAGCGGAAAGUCUUCAACAGCCAUGUCUUUGCUUCAGUUGGUUGAAAUUAAUCAAGGUCGUAUCCUCCUGGAUGGUAUCGAUAUUCGUCAGGUUCCUCUACGUACCCUUAGAUCACGACUAUCCACUAUUCCCCAGGAUGUCAUUAUGUUCAGCGGCACGGUUAGGGAAAACCUAGACCCCUUAUGCCAACAUACGGAUGAAGAACUGUGGUCUGCUUUGGAAUUGGCCCAGAUAAAAGAUAUUAUCUCAUCUCAUCCAGAAGGACUAAAUUCUGAAGUACGAGAAGGUGGUGAAAACUUCUCAGCUGGUCAACGUCAACUUUUAAGUAUGGCGCGUGCUGCAUUACGUCAAUCUGCUGUUGUAAUCUUAGAUGAAGCAACUAGUGCUUUGGAUCCAACUACAGAACAGUCAUUACUACGUGCUGCCUCAUUAGCGUUCAAAAGUCGAACAGUAAUCACAAUAGCGCAUAGAGUCGCUUCUCUAUUAGACUGUGACAGGGUCAUAGUUUUCGACGAAGGUAAAGUCGUAGAAGAUGGACCACCAAAGGAUCUCAUGAGAAGACCAAUGGGCUUUUUCUCAGCGAUGCUGAGAGCGUCAGAAGACACCAAAGAAAAAACCUAACAUGACAAAAAUAUUUCUACGGCAAUCCAUCGAUGAUAUAUCGAUCAUCCAAAUACUCAGUAUUUUAAUUAAUUAAGUUAGAGAGGUCCAAUAUAAAUACGACUGUCCGAAAUAUAUUGGAAGGUUGGACAGCCGAUGAAAAAAAAAACGAGAUUAUUAAGCGUCUAUUUUACCAAUAGAAAAUGAAAAUAUUCCAUAUUUCUAUGUACAUAAUUCAUUUGUCUCGUUAAUAGGUUCCCGAAGUGUGACAAAGGCGUGGAACUAUUUUUCUAAUGUUAACGGAGUGUUAGACGUUGUAUUAUAGAUUUACAUUUUGUGUACAUAAUGCGCCGCGUUACGCCGGUGUAAAGUAAAUACCUAAUAAAUAUCCAAAGUCAUAACUA